AAACCCUAACGCAUUCUCCUCCGGUUGCUCUCCUGCUUCUGCAACUCAUUGCCACAACCUUCUAUAGCAGGAGAAAGCAUACAACUCUCUCUCUCCUCCAAAUAUAUAGACACAAGCACAUAGGCGAUUCUUACCUUAACCUUUAUUGCUUCCUCUAUAAGAUCAUGCCUUCCAUAGCUCUAGCUAAUAACUCUUCAGAUUCCAAAGAUAAGAAAGAGAAGAAUAUGAAGAAGAACAUAGCUUUCAAAACUUCAGAGUCCGAGUCUGCAAAUCCCAGCAAGAAGAAGAAUUUGAUGGCCUCCGAGCCCGAAGAUGAAAUCUUCUCUGACAGGAAGCAGAAGAAGAAAGAUAAGAAGAAACGAAAAGCUGUAGACAUUCACUCUGAAGAUGAUGAGAGGAGCGAGACGAGCUCGGAGCUUGUCGAGCCAGUGAAUUUAAAGGUAGAGAAAACAAAAAAGAAGAAUAAGAAGGCAAAGGUCGAUGAAGAGGAGAAUGAGGAGGGAGAGGGAGAGGGAGAGGUAGCCAAGGCCGAGGAUCCUAACGCCAUCUCGAGGUUUCGCAUUUCUGGCCCCCUGAGAGAGAAGCUUAAGUCCAAAGGGAUCGAGUCAUUGUUCCCGAUUCAGGCCAAGACCUUCGAUGAUAUUCACAACGGCUCUGACUUGGUUGGUCGCGCACGGACUGGUCAGGGUAAAACUCUGGCUUUUGUGUUGCCUAUUUUGGAAUCUCUAACAAAUGGGCCUGCAAAUGCAUCAAGAAAGACAGGGAAUGGUAGGCCUCCAAGCGUUCUGGUUCUUCUACCCACCAGGGAAUUGGCCUGUCAGGUGUACAACGACUUCAAAGUUUAUGGUGAGACAUUGGGCUUGACAUCUUGCUGUUUAUAUGGAGGAGCUUCAUACCAUCCUCAAGAGAUGAGCUUAAAGAGAGGGGUGGAUAUAGUUGUUGGAACACCUGGCCGCAUAAAGGAUCACAUAGAGAGGGGCAAUAUUGACUUAAGUUUGCUGAAGUUCCGAGUCCUUGAUGAAGCUGAUGAAAUGUUGAGGAUGGGCUUUGUUGAAGAUGUUGAACUUAUUCUUGGAAAAGUCCAGGAUGUAAGCAAAGUUCAGACGCUUCUCUUCAGUGCCACGUUGCCAGAUUGGGUGAAACAUAUUUCUUCUAGAUUUCUUAAACCAACCAAGAAAACCAUAGAUCUUGUUGGUAAUGAGAAAAUGAAGGCUAGUACCAGUGUUAGGCAUAUUGUCCUUCCUUGUUUUACUUCAGCAAUACCUCAGCUUAUUCCUGACAUCAUUCGUUGUUAUAGCAGUGGAGGCCGAACAAUUAUUUUUACUGAGAAAAGAGAAUCUGCAAAUGAACUUGCUGGUUUGUUGCAUGGAGCAAGGGCUUUACAUGGGGAGAUACAACAGUCUCAACGUGAGGUCACCCUUUCUGGGUUCAGGUCAGGCAAGUUCAUGACAUUGGUAGCCACAAAUGUGGCUGCUCGGGGACUGGAUAUAAAUGAUGUUCAAUUAAUAAUCCAGUGUGAACCUCCUCGUGAUGUGGAAGCUUAUAUACAUCGAUCUGGACGCACAGGAAGAGCAGGCAAUACUGGAGUUGCUGUAAUGCUUUGUGAUCCAAGGAGGUCCAAUAUAUCAAAGAUUGAAAGAGAGUCUGGUGUCAAAUUUGAGCACAUUGCUGCCCCUCAGCCUGCUGAUAUUGCCAAAGCUGUUGGUGUGGAAGCAGCAGAAAAAAUAACUCAGGUUUCUGACAGUGUGGUUCCUGCAUUCAAGUCGGCAGCAGAGGAUCUGUUGAAUACCUCGGGUUUGUCAGCGGUAGAAUUACUUGCAAAAGCCCUUGCCAAGGCUGCUGGCUACACUGAGAUAAAGAGUAGAUCACUUCUAACAUCCAUGGAGAACCAUGUCACGUUGCUCCUUGAAGCUGGAAGACCCUUCUACACACCGUCAUUUGCUUUUGGCAUCCUGAGGAGAUUCUUACCUGAUGAUAAGAUUGAGUCAGUGAAGGGUAUGACGCUCACAGCUGAUGGGAAUGGUGCUGUAUUUGAUGUGCCUGCAGCAGAUCUGGACACAUUUCUUGCCGGUCAGGAAAAUGCAGCUAAUGUCCGCUUAGAGGUGUUGCAAGCAUUGCCUCCCUUGCAAGAAAGAGAUCAAUCAAGGGGAAGAUUUGGUGGUGGCGGUCGAGGUCGGGGUGACUUCAGUGAUAGAAAUGGUGGUGGUAGGUUCUCAGGGGGCAGAGGUGGCAGGGGCGGAGGAUUUUCUGAUAGAAGAAAUGGUAGGUUCUCUAAUGGCUUUGGCGGUGGGAAAGGUCGCAGCGGUGGGAAAAAAUGGUGAAGGACCUUGAUCAAUGGGAACAAAUUUCAAGGAGCCAAGGCCCUUAAUUUUGUCUCCACGGUUGAUAGUGAUUUAUAUAGCAUUGUUUUACAGCUACAGGAUGAAGCAUCUUUUGAUGAUGAAGAAAAUAUGCAUUUAUAGAGUCCGAAGGAUGUAAAGUCUGGAUUGGCUAACAUAGGAAUAUAUAUAUAUAUAUAUAUAUAUAUAUAUAUAUAUAUAUAUAUAUAAUUUUAUCCCUUUAUUUACUUUGAAAUUUAUUGGUUAUGCUAUGUGUUUGAUUUUGUGGGGAAUUUUACUGUCGCCCCAUUUUGUAUUGAAUUCUGUUGGAAGUUUAAUAUAUUAUAAGAUUAAAUUAUCUGAAUAAA
Molecule: messenger RNA, 2686 nt
Organism: Hevea brasiliensis (rubber tree)
Lineage: Eukaryota; Viridiplantae; Streptophyta; Magnoliopsida; Malpighiales; Euphorbiaceae
Product: DEAD-box ATP-dependent RNA helicase 7
Exons: 14
Coding region: 165-2321 (718 amino acids)
Molecular function (GO): helicase activity; RNA binding; ATP binding
Source: RefSeq, a predicted model, not a curated record